AAGUGCCAGCAAAACGAUCGAUAGAUCGGCAGUCUAUCGAUUUUUCAGUGAAUUACAGGUCAGUACGGCUGUUGUGCAACAGCUGCAUUAAAAUGGCUGGCCCUGGUCCUGGUCCCGGUCGUUUUUUUCAAAAUACGCUCCAGGAUUACGGAGGUGGCCAGGUAUUGAAAAACGAUGACCAUAUUCGCGGAUUGAUUCAAUCGUAUGUGAAUCUAAUUGUGGACAACACUCGUCCUGGUCGGAAUAGUGACCACCGCGGUGACCUGUACGUAGGCGAUGCUGGCAUUGCAUACAUGUUUUUCAGAUUGCAUGAAAUGGGACUUUUCGGUGCAGAUGCUCUACAGUACGCAAAACAGUAUGUGUCUAAUGCUAAAGAAAAAGCGGUCCGGUAUGCUACUCGAGCAGAAGAGCGAUGUUCUUUUUUAUGCGGAAAUGCUGGCAUAUAUGCGGUUUCGGCAGCUAUCUGUCACAAGAUGGGACUACGACAAGAGAUGGAUGAAGAUCUAAGAAAUUUUGCGGCCGGGAUUUCGGUAUGUAAGAAAAUUGAUUUUAAUAAAAACGGAAGCGAUGAACUGCUCUUCGGAAGAGCCGGCUUUUUGAGUGGAAUAUACUGGCUGCAUCAGACUAUCGAUAAAAGACUUUUUGCUCAUGAUACACUCAAUGUUAUUUGCGGGAUUAUAAUCGAGAGUGGAAAACGAUAUUCUACUGCACAAAAAAGCCCCUUUCCGCUUAUGUAUCAUUGCUGGGGAGAUGAGUAUUUAGGCGCUGCCCACGGUGUAUCAUCCAUUAUGCACAUGUUGUUGGAAUCGCCGCUUCAGGGAAAUCCAAACAGUAACGAAAUGGCGGCAGUACGAGCUACAAUUAACAGCCUCCUCUCUCUCCAGGAUGCAGAAGGUAACUUUCCCGUAACCCUGCAGGAUUACAUACAACGAACAAGAGAUGAAACCUUAGUACACUGGUGCCACGGUGCACCCGGAAUCGUAUAUCUUAUGGCAAAAGCUUAUAUUGUAUUCAAGGACCAGAAAUAUCUGCAAUCAUGUGUUCGCUGUGCCGACUUGGUUUGGCGCAAAGGAUUGCUGCGCAAAGGUCCUGGCAUUUGCCAUGGCGUUGCUGGCAAUGGCUACGUCUUCCUUCUUCUCUAUAGACUGACAGCGGACCCUAAAUACCUCCAUCGAGCGAUUAAGUUUAUGGAAUAUUUAACGCACGAAGAGUUCAUCCGAUACGCACGCAAUCCGGAUCGUCCUUUUAGCCUGUACGAAGGUUACGCGGGCACUGUAUGUUUCUUGUUAGAUUUACUGAGACCAGAGCGUGCCAGCUUUCCGUUUAUGGACGUGUUCGAUACCAAGUGUUAGGCUAGUAUACCUAUGGCGACUUUUUCAAGGUGUUGAUCAAAUUUAGAUGUGACUCACGAGAAUAAAUUAAUUUUUGAUUCCUUUCACAUAUGCACAGA
Molecule: messenger RNA, 1450 nt
Organism: Sabethes cyaneus
Lineage: Eukaryota; Metazoa; Arthropoda; Insecta; Diptera; Culicidae
Product: lanC-like protein 3 homolog
Exons: 2
Coding region: 93-1352 (419 amino acids)
Biological process (GO): carbohydrate metabolic process; peptide modification
Cellular component (GO): plasma membrane
Source: RefSeq, a predicted model, not a curated record